Molecule: messenger RNA, 1890 nt
Organism: Talaromyces stipitatus ATCC 10500
Lineage: Eukaryota; Fungi; Ascomycota; Eurotiomycetes; Eurotiales; Trichocomaceae
Product: histone H3, putative
Exons: 4
Coding region: 1-1866 (621 amino acids)
Cellular component (GO): nucleosome
Molecular function (GO): DNA binding; structural constituent of chromatin; protein heterodimerization activity
Source: RefSeq, a predicted model, not a curated record
AUGGCUAGAACGAAAGUGUCAGCUAGAAAAAUCGCCAAGAAAGGAGCAACAAAGACUCUACCUGGAGGAAGCAAACAUCCUACGAGACGUGUUCCUAUUCAGGGUACUACCAGACGAAGGUGUCCUCGCUAUAAAUGGGGCACAACAGCUCUACGCGAAAUCCGACGAUACCAAAAAUCUACCGAUCUCAUAAUACCGAAACUGCCAUUUCAAAGACUUGUGCGAGAAAUCGCACAAGAUAUUUCUUUGACUGCAGAUCUGAGAUGGCAGUCAUCGGCGAUCUUAGCUCUUCAAGAAGCUGCUGAGGCAUUUCUUGUCAAGGAGUUUGAAAUGACAAACCUCUGCGCAGUACAUGCCCAUCGAGUUACUAUUCAAGCUAAAGACAUGGAGCUAGUGGACAGACUCCGAAGAAUCAUGACUGGUGCGCCUCCUACGAAUCAGCAAAUUGAAGAAAGUGCGAAUUAUUUGCUCGGCAAAGAUUUCAGUGGUCCAGGAGAGGCCCCUCGUGCCGGAAAAAAUUGGGUACACGAUUUUAUCAAGCGCCUGCCAAAACAAUAUGUACGAAUCGUUCAAAAACCUCAAGAAAAGGAACGUACCGUUGCAGAGCAUUAUGGUGAGGUUGAGCGCUGGUUUAUUGCCCUCGAGCUCGCUAUACAACAAUACAAAAUUCGCCCUCAAAAUCUGUGGAACUUCGACGAGACCGGAUUCAUUGUUGGACAAGGAAAAGAUGAAGCGGUGGUAACAGCAUAUCCAAAAACAUCAAAAAGGGUAUCUAGCCUGUCCUCUCGAGAAUCAAUUACUGUCAUUGAGGGUAUAAAUGCCGAAGGAAAGAUUAUACCACCUUUAUUGAUUCCAAAAGGCAAGGUCCAUUUGGAGGAAUGGUACCGGCAUAUAAAAGAUGACGACUGGCUAGUUGCACCUGCUUCGAAUGGAUUUAUCACAGAUGAGAUCGCAUUCGAAUGGCUUCAACACUUUGACCACUUCUCUAGGCCCGGGGCCUUCCCGGAUUGGCGGUUACUUCUUAUGGAUAAUCAUACAACUCAUCUUACUAUACAGUUCGUGCAAUAUUGUGAAAUUUGGCACAUUCGCCCAUUCCGAUUUCCGCCUCAUUCUACGCAUUUUUUACAACCGCUCGAUGGAGUGCCAUUUCAGCAAUAUAAACAUGUUCAUGGACGGGUUGUGAACAAGAUUGCACGCUUGGGUGGCUUCGAUUUUGAUAAAAACGACUUUUUUGAAGAAUUACGCGAUAUCCGGAUAAAGACAUUUACCACACGAACGAUUCGGCACGGCUGGAGAGAGCGAGGAAUUUGGCCUCUUAAUCCUCGGCUUAUACUUGAUAUGAUGCUUCAGCCAGAGGAAGCAUUUGAAGCACUUGUUGCUGAAGGGGAUGCACUAAAAAUAUAUGGCGAGGCGGAUGACACUAUUCCCAGCUCACCAACUACAAAAUCAAUAUCUCCACCAUCAACGGCCGUAAAACUACGUCGCUAUGUCAAUAAGAUUGAAAAAUCGAUUGACGGUAUAAAGGAUAUUCUUGACGAAGUAAGCCCGGGCCUUUCACGCCGUAUAAAAGUGGUUAAUCAAGGGAGUCUCACCUUGGCCGAAUUAGGCGAUCUACACCGUGAGAGCUUUGCCAAGGUUCGUGAUAUAGCAACGCGCAAGAAUCAAAAAACUACAAAGCGCCAAGUCAAAGCGAGUGGUGCACUCUAUGUAAAAGAUGCGAAUCACCUCAUAAAACGCCGUCAUGAUGGGGAUUUGUUGAAAAUCUAUAAGAGCCAUGUCGUUGGCGUGCCGCAGCCGAUGGAAGAAGUGGCUUCAACAGAGCCUCAAAACAGCGGGUUUUUCUUUGAUACUCAGGGAGAUAGGUGAACAAUGCUUGUAUUUAACACCUGU